AUGCCAAGACCCCGCACCCUCGUGGUCAUCCUCUCUUUCAUCACUUUAGCCUCCCUCUUCUACUGCUGCUGCUGCUGCUACUGCUAUGCAGACCACUACACCAAUCAUGCAGGCCAUACAUCAUCAACCCAGCCUCCCGCAGCCUCCCUUAACCCUGCAAACUCCACUCUCGGUUUCAGCACUAUCCUCGCCCUAUCACCACACCACUCCCCACGCCGGUCAAGUCUGCUCUGGGCCGCCAACCUAACAGACCUCGACAUAGUGAUCCCCGACCUACCAGACUGGAGCGUGGGAGACAUACAAGCAUUCAAGGUCAAGAAUGGACAAAGCACGAUCAGCGUCGGCAGUGCAAAAGCAUGGCUAGGACAUUUGCAAAUUCUGAAGAGCUUCCUAGCCUCUAAUCACGAAACAGCACUUAUAAUCGAAGACGACACGGACUUUGACAUUCAAAUACGGCAUGCCCAGAUUCCGCGGUUGGCCGAGGCUCUGCAUUGUCUGCUCGGUGGUAAGGGAAAUGACUACUGGCCUCCCCCUUCGACAUGGGACCUCCUUUACCCCGGCCACUGCGAUGACGCUCCUUCAACUGCCUACCUCGCUCAUCCAUACACUACAUAUACAGAUCCCAGCGUACCUUCUCACCAGCAAAUGCACCCCGAUACUUCCAGCUUCCUACUCUCGCUCAACCUACCCGAUCAAACUCGUAUCCUUCAUCGAGCGUUCUGGCCUCUUUGCACUUUCGCGUAUGCGGUGAAUAGGCGCUCGGCAGCGCUCAUCUUAGACACAUUUGCCGCGGAGCCAGAAGGCGGAGGAAGCGCAUUUGAUGUUGCUCUACUCUCUGCUUGUAGGGACCGCGAGUGGACGUGCUGGAGUGUGGCGCCAGAGGUGUUUCAUCACCGGCAGGGGGUCUCGGAGAUUGGGCGGGAGGAUGAGGUGCAUGUGGGGGUUCAGGGUCAUCUUUGGGUGGAUGAGGGUGAAGGGGUUAUGGGGAGCAGAAUCAAGGCGCUCGUGACGAGAGCAAUUGAUCAGGGAGAGUGUCCAAUUGAUGCUCUUAGAGAGGAAGAGACCUGGAAAAGCUGUGAGUGGGGAGAAUGUUUUGCACAGUCUUGA
Pyrenophora tritici-repentis Pt-1C-BFP is the source of this 1107-nucleotide messenger RNA. The record is from RefSeq and is a predicted model, not a curated record. Lineage: Eukaryota; Fungi; Ascomycota; Dothideomycetes; Pleosporales; Pleosporaceae.